CGUGUUCCUUCAUUCAUUUUCUCACAUUUGAAACGCCAUCCUGUGCCAUGUGGCGAGCGCUCCCGUCUGCCAAGCUUGGGCAGCGCUGCCAGUGGCAUGCAUGGCGAACGAAAACAGGAGGCAAAAACCGCUACAAUAUGAUCCGCCAGCGUGCAAUGCAACAGCAUGUGGAUUAUCUUCGUCAGCUGGAGCCGGAGCAGCAGCCGAUCCCCACGCGUGCCAUCAAGCAGCAGGACGACUACCUGCGACAGUUGGAGUCUCCGCGACCCUAUCGCAGGCUUUCAGUCGACCCACAGCUGCGGACCCUGCAGCAGGAGAUGGGCAAUGUCAUGGGCCACCCGGAGAUCACAGAGCAGCCCAGCGAGGUGGAGCUGCGGGCUUUGCAGCCGCAGCGCCUGGCGCAUUUCCGAGGAGAGCCCUCCGCGAGGUGGCAGUGGAGCCCUUCGGAAAGAUCGAGGUGCACCAUGGGGACAUUUUCUCCUUUUGGGAGAAGGACUUGCAGGACCUGGCCGAGCGCCCGAAGGAGAGUUCUGCAAGAGCCGCGGCCCGCAGCAUGGUGCUUCCCAUGUCACCGAACUUGCUACCCUACCGUGGCUUGGGCUUAGAGGCCUUCGACCGCGGCGGCGCGCUGCUGGUGAGAGAAACCUUCGAGGAGGCCAAGCGAGAGUUCGGCAUCGAGAAUCCAGAGAACGAGAAGGAAACGAAGAUCCACCUGGAGCCCGGGAACGUGGUGCAGCUACCGUUGCACCACUUGGCGCCGCCUUUAGUGCGGAGACAGCUGCAGGAGGGCGACUGCAACUGGAAGAACCGGAUCAUGUUCAUGAUCAUGCCCUGGGUGUGGGAGGGCAGCCCCAUGGACGCCGCAAAACGGUUCCGCUUCUGCACCAAGCGUGCCUUCGAAAGUGCGGUAAAGCACUGUAAGAAGGUGUCGCAGGAGGCGGAGGCAAAGAUGCAGCCGUACGAGGGCACUGUGGCGUUGCCCAAUUUGGGCGGCGGCAUCUAUGGCUAUGAGCCCAGGAGCAGCAGCGUUUCGCUGGUGGAGGAGGCCUUUGAGACACUACUGCAAGUAGAGGCCUCGGACCCCUGCUACGCCCUGCGGCGCAUUUGCUUCGUGGAGGCAGACCUGGAAACUGCCACGAGCCUUGCAGAGUCCCUGGUGCAGGUCUCUCAUCGCUGGCUGCCGGAGCAACGCCUCACCACGGCGCCAGAGUGGUGGGGCCGACAGACGCGGCGGCUGCUGGUGCUGCCGGCAAAGCCCAAUUUCUUCUGGCGGAAGUUCCGGGUGAAAUUCAAGCAGCGCCAUGGCGUGAAGAAGCGGGAGCUGGUGAACUACGAGGGUAACGUGGUGCCUUUCCUUUGGCGCGCCCAGAAGGUCCGCCAGCCACCGCCACUGUUGGUGCAUCAAAGUGAUGGUCGUCUGCCGGACCCCCAGAGACAGCUGAACCCCGGCCCUACUACAAGCACGGGAUCUCUCACAUGCUGUUUCCCCACCGCCAGCGUGGCUUCCGCGGUUUAAGGCGGACGGCGCGUGGGCAAUGGGUUGGAGCGGCCGGCAAGUACAAACUCAGUGAUGACAUCCGCCCGAAGAUGUGAGCUUGUCGCAUGCUCUGAGCA
Effrenium voratum is the source of this 1614-nucleotide messenger RNA. The record is from the annotation of a GenBank genome assembly. NCBI's taxonomy places the organism in Eukaryota, Dinophyceae, Suessiales, Symbiodiniaceae.